Phytophthora infestans T30-4 is the source of this 1557-nucleotide messenger RNA. RefSeq lists its product with no specific name. Gene Ontology annotation, cellular component: centrosome. The record is from RefSeq and is a predicted model, not a curated record. NCBI's taxonomy places the organism in Eukaryota, Oomycota, Peronosporomycetes, Peronosporales, Peronosporaceae. The transcript has 2 exons. The coding region runs from base 1 to 1557 and encodes 518 amino acids.
AUGUCCUUGUAUACGCUCAAGCACUUGCUAAAUGACUGCAGUACGCAGUUAUCGCGCACGAAAUUCGCUGCCGAGAAGAAUCGUGAGACGCUGGAAAGUGUAUGGCGAGCUUUCAACGACUGGAUUGAGUCGCGCUUUAACCAGGGCAAGGGAGUACACGUCGCCACGUUCGCGACGAUCACAUGGGAAACGUUCACUAACUCGCGUAACCAGCCGAAGUUGCGACCCAUUUUCUUCCUGUCCGACACCUUCAUCAAGACGUACACGCUAUCACAGAAACGACCACCCCUGCCCAGUGCGAACUUGGCAUCGAUGGAGGAUAUCAACUUUACAAAAAUCGCCAUUAAGUUCUCGCGUAGCCUCACCAAGGACCUCGUCUUCUGCGCUAUCCGCGACAUGGUGCAAAAGAUUGGGUCAGUGGCCAGUACAGGCUUGCCAAUGUCCAUCGAGUUCAAUUUUGGCCGCUUGAUCGCGAAGAAUCGAAGCAUUUCCAUGCUUUUCGACCCGCUUAAGUUCCCACGAGCUCUCGAAGACCACAUCGCCCGCUCCAUGAUUAGUAGUCCGCCUUCGACCGUGGGCAAUUUGGACGACUUUGACAUUUCGCCUGAAGAUAUGAACGACUACAGCGACGCGGUCUCUACCCCCGGCAAGAACGAAGGCGUAGCGCGAGGUGCAGCUAUGGAUAUUGCCUUCUCAACAGACGAUCAAGAAGCUUUACCCACGAACCGCAGCGAUCCUGACAACAUCAUUGGCACAGACGUGAGUAUUGAGAAGGAGUUGCAAAUGUAUGACGCGCUACUCUCCCCAGGAUCAGCCAAAAGCGAUAGUUCCGCCAAGCAUUGUGUCAUGGAAUCUGCCUUCAAGCGACACAUUUCUAAGAUGGCUAACGACGUGGAUUUGGAGGCAAAAUACGCAUUCGACUUGCUGUUGCAACAGCGACGUGACUUGGACACUGUGGCAUUGGAAAAUAAGAUGCGGCGAUUAUGUGCUGAAGAUCUCCAACGCCACAUACAGAUGCAAAUGCAGCAACGUGAGGACGUGAUCGCAAGUGAAAAAAGCCAACGAAGGAUGGUUGAUCCAAAGGCAUGCACGUUCUUCUCCGAAAGUGAGCGCACGCGCCAAGGCUACGACGACCAACGCUAUCAAAAUCGUGUGAGGGAGAAGCUCAAACACCAAUUACAGGACCAGAUCUCCAACAAGGAGCAGGACCGCAUCCACUCGAAGCAGAAGCUGCUGCAGGACGAUCGAAAGUUCUUACGACGAGUGCGAAACGAGUUGGAGGCGAUCGAAAAGAAGCAGGUACAGGACCGCGAAGAGCUGCGAAAAGUUCUGACAGGCUCGUGGAAUCGCGAUAGCGGCAUGAAGAAGCUCGUGGAGGUGCGUAAAAAGCAGAAGGCCGCUGAACAGAUUCAUCGCGAGGGUGUGCUGAUUAUCCCGACCCCGCGCGAUCAUUUCCCAAUGCUGCUGAAGCCCUCCACGCCCAGAGUUUGCAUCGCGAGACAAGUUAACGAUGACUAUUCUGUGGGCUUUGACAUUCGUUCGACGUGCGGAGAUUAA